Messenger RNA from Oryctolagus cuniculus (rabbit), 4198 nucleotides. Lineage: Eukaryota; Metazoa; Chordata; Mammalia; Lagomorpha; Leporidae. The record is from RefSeq and is a predicted model, not a curated record.
AGCCGGCCGCGGUGUUCCCAGGCGCGGGGGCGAACCCGCGAGGUGGCGGCGGGGCGGGGCCUCCCUGGCGACCACCCCCCGGCCCAGACCGCGCCCGCUCCUCACGUGGCCGCGGCGGGCGGGGCGGCGCCACCUCUUCCUCCCGCCGGAGCCCGCCCCGCGCCGCGCACCAGCCGGCCCGGAGCCCCCGUCCCCGCCGCGCACCGCCCGCGCGGGCGCCCGCAGCCCGCUGCCCUGCCCGGCCCCGCCUCGGGCCGCCCGCACUCGCUCGGCAGGAUGUCGGUGAAGGACGGCGCCCAGCGCAAGUGGGCAGCGCUCAAGGAGCGCCUGGGGCCGCAGGACUCCGACCCGACGGAGGCCAACCUGGAGAACGCCGGCCCCGAGCUGUGCAUCCGGCUGCUGCAGGUGCCCUCGGUGGCCAACUACUCGGGCCUGCGCAAGCGCCUGGAGAGCAGCGAUGGCGUCUGGAUGGUGCAGUUCCUGGAGCAGAGCGGCCUGGACCUGCUGCUGGAGGCGCUGGCGCGGCUGUCGGGCCGCGGCGUGGCGCGCAUCGCGGACGCGCUGCUGCAGCUCACCUGCGUCAGCUGCGUGCGCGCCGUCAUGAACUCCCCGCCCGGCCUGCAGUACAUCCUCGGCAACCAGGCCUACGUGCGCCAGCUGUGCCAGGCCCUGGACACCGCCAACGUGAUGGUCAAGAAGCAGGUGUUCGAGCUGCUGGCCGCGCUCUGCGUGUACUCGCCCGCGGGCCACGCGCUGGCCCUGGACGCCCUGGACCACUACAAGGCCGUGUGCAGCCACCAGUACCGCUUCAGCGUCAUCAUGAACGAGCUGUCGGACAGUGACAACGUCCCGUACGUGGUGACGCUGCUCAGCGUGGUCAACGCCGUCAUCCUGGGCCCCGAGGACGUCCGCGCCCGCGCCCAGCUGCGCAGCGAGUUCAUCGGGCUGCAGCUGCUGGACGUCCUGACCCGGCUGCGGGACCUGGAGGACGAGGACCUGCUGAUCCAGCUGGAGGCCUUCGAGGAGGCCAAGGCCGAGGAUGAGGAGGAGCUGCUGCGCGUCUCGGGUGGCGUGGACAUGAACAGCCACCAGGAGGUGUUCGCACGCCUGUUCCACAAGGUGAGCUGCUCCCCGGCGUCCACCCAGCUGCUGUCCAUGCUGCAGGGCCUCCUGCACCUGGAGCCCUCGCACCGCGCCAGCCAGCUGCUCUGGGAGGCCCUGGAGGGCCUGGUGAACCGGGCGGUGCUCCUGGCCAGCGACGCCCAGGAAAGCACCUUGGAGGAGCUGGUGGAGAGGCUGCUGUCCACCAAGGGGAGGCCUCGGCCGGGUCCCCUGAGCCAGGCCCACAAGAGCGUCCAGGCGAACCUGAGCCCGCCGGGCAGCUCCCCCCAGGCCGCUGCUGCGUCCGCGGCCGACCUGGGGACUCGGCAGCCAGCAGCGGCCGCCAGCUGCCCACACGUGGUCAGCACCCCGAGUGCCAGGGACCUGAUGGCUCCACAGCCGACAGCCGCAACCCCCCUCCCCCUCCCCAGCCUCGCCACUGUGCCCCCACCCCCUCUCCCAGGCCAGGGGGCCACGUGCCCCCCAGUGCCCCCUCCCCCACCCCCUCUCCCAGGCCAGGGGGCCACGUGCCCCCCAGUGCCGCCUCCCCCACCCCCUCUCCCAGGCCAGGGGGUCCCGUGCCCCCCAGUGCCCCCUCCCCCACCCCCUCUCCCAGGCCAGGGGGCCGCGUAUCCCCCAGUGCCGCCUCCCCCACCCCCUCUCCCAGGCCAGGGGGCCACGUAUCCCCCAGUGCCACCUCCCCCACCCCCUCUCCCAGUCAUGGGAUGCCCACCCCCACCCCCGCUGCCUGGUACAGGCGGGGGCCCCCCACCCCCACCCCCACUGCCUGGUCCCCCUGGAGCAGAUGGGGUGGAGGAGGUCAUCGUGUCCCAGGUGGACCACGGCCUGGGCUCCGCCCGGGUCCCCAGCCACCGGCGCGUGAACCCCCCCACGCUGCGCAUGAAGAAGCUGAAUUGGCAGAAGCUGCCGUCCAGCGUGGCCCGAGAGCGCAACUCCAUGUGGGCAGCCCUGAGCGGCCCGGGCAGCGCGGCCCUGGAGCCCGACUUCGGCAGCCUCGAGCGGCUCUUCUCCUUCCCCGCGGACAAGCCCAAGGAGCCGGCGGCCGCCCCGGCCAGGAAGGAGCCCAAGGAGGUCACUUUUCUGGACUCCAGGAAGAGCCUGAACCUCAACAUCUUCCUGAAGCAGUUUAAGUGCUCCAACGAGGAGGUGGUGGCCAUGAUCCGUGCCGGAGACACCAGCAGGUUUGACACGGAGGUGCUCAGACAGCUCCUGAAACUGCUCCCGGAGAAGCACGAGAUUGAGAAUCUGCGGGCGUUCGCUGAGGACCGAGCCAGGCUGGCCAGCGCGGACCAGUUCUACCUGCUGCUGCUGGACGUCCCCUGCUACCAGCUGCGGGUGGAGUGCAUGCUGCUGGGCGAGGGCACAGCCAUCGUGCUGGACAUGGUGCGGCCCAAGGCCCAGCUGGUGCUGGACGCCUGCGAGAGCCUGCUCACCAGCCCCCAUCUGCCCGUCUUCUGCCGGCUGAUCCUCAAGAUCGGGAACUUCCUCAACUACGGCAGCCACACGGGGGACGCGGACGGCUUCAAGAUCAGCACGCUGCUGAAGCUCACGGAGACCAAGUCCCUGCAGGGCCGCGUCACGCUGCUGCACCACGUGCUGGAGGAAGUGGAAAAGACCCAGCCGGACCUCCUGCAGCUGCCACAGGACCUGGAGCUGCCCUCCCGGGCCGCGGGGAUCAACCUGGAGAUCCUCCGCUCCGAGGCCAGCGCCAACCUGAAGAAGCUCCUGGAGGCCGAGCGGAAGGUGUCGGCCUCGCUGCCCGAGGUGCAGGAGCAGUACGCCGAGCGCCUGCAGGCCAGCAUCGCGGCCUCCCGCGCGCUGGAGGAGCUGUUUGAGGCCGUGGAGCGGCGGCGGCAGGAGCUGGCCGAGUACCUGUGCGAAGACCCCCAGCAGCUGUCCCUGGAGGACACCUUCAGCACCAUGAGAGCCUUCCGGGACCUCUUCCUGCGCGCCCUGAAGGAGAACAAGGCGCGCAAGGAGCAGCUGGCCAAGGAGGAGGCGCGGAAGCUGCGGAGCGGGGCGGGGCCGCCAGCCAGGAGGGGGCCCGCGCAGCAGGAGGAGGUGUGCGUCAUCGACGCCCUGCUGGCCGACAUCAGGAAGGGCUUCCGGCUGCGGAAGACGCACCGUGGCCGCGGGGACCAGGACCCCCCAGACCCCCCAAAGACUGCAGAGCCCGCAGCUGCCCCCGACCCGGCACCCAGCCGCGCCUGCUCCGAGCCUCCAGACUGGGACCUGGUGGACGCCUUGCACCCCGGCCCCCAGCCCCCAGAGGAGGGCAGCCCCCCAGCCCCGGAGGAGGGCAGCCCCCUGCCCCCAGAGGAGGGCGGCCCCCCAGCCCCGGAGGAGGGCAGCCCCCAGCCCCCAGAGGAGGGCAGCCCCCUGCCCCCGGAGAGGCGCUCCUCCUGGUAUGAGGACGCCAGCGAUUUCCUGGCCGGCGAGGACGCCCCGAGCCCCCUGCCCUCCACGGGGGCCUGGCCAGUGACUCUGGGGGACGACCAGGCCCUCAAGCCCCUGGAGUUCUCCUGCGAGAAGCCCCCUGGAGCCGAGAGUCCCAGGCGGGAGCAGCAGGACCCUGCAGGCCUGGGUGGCGUCCACCAGGUGGAGGCCGACAGCACGGGCGAGGCGCCCCAGGACCCAGCUGCUCACGGCCAUGGCUGCAGCCACCUGGGGGGCGAGGAGGACACGGCCCCGGAGUCCGCGCUGGACACGUCCCUGGACAAGUCCUUCUCGGACUCCUCGGGGUCCGGCACCCUGCCCCGGGCGCGGGGCCGAGCUGCCAAGGGCUCGGGCCGGCGGAGGAAGCAGCGGCCCUGCAGGGGCCAGGAAGCAGAGGUCGCCCCCGAUGGUGACAGUCAGACACGAAGGCUGUGUGUGCUGCAGUAAGGACCCAGGCCUAAGCCCAGAGCCAAGUGAGCGAGACCCCAGGGAACCCCAAGUCCGUGCCUUACCCAGCCAGGGCCUCGGGGCGCCCCAGCAGGCCCCUCCCUGCCACUGCCCACCCAGCCCCUGCCCUGACUCCUUCCUCCGGUGUGUGCCAGGAGUGAGACCAAUAAAGACAAGCCUGGCCCUGCCCUGA